Molecule: messenger RNA, 1332 nt
Organism: Trametes versicolor FP-101664 SS1
Lineage: Eukaryota; Fungi; Basidiomycota; Agaricomycetes; Polyporales; Polyporaceae
Exons: 4
Coding region: 1-1332 (443 amino acids)
Source: RefSeq, a predicted model, not a curated record
AUGAAGCUCACGAGCCAUAUGCAAACAUUGCUGGCUACCGCACUUAAGAACAUUAGUCCCCAAGCCGCAAAGGCAAAUUCGAAUGGGCCUCGUGCCAAGGUCUCUCUGGACGACGUGCCGCCCGAGCUCAUCCAUGAGAUCCUCUUGCUCGUUCCUCAGCCCUUCAUUCUCAACUUUGGCUUGACCAGCCGAAAGAACUACGAGCUAUGCCAGCGGGCGCUGCACUACCGGAUCGUGCUGACCCACGAGAACCUGUCCUCCCUCCACUUUCCCAAGAUUGCUCGAGACGACCCCGCCCUUCGCUGGGUCAAAGAGUUGAAGCUAGGAUAUCAAAGUGACUCUGGAUGGGACGUCCUGAGUGACGGAUCGAUCCUGAUGGUGUUCCCUAACCUCCGUGUGUUGGACGCGCUCGGCCACGCACCUAUGAGAGGAUGGGCUGGGCUCCUACACGUUAUCGACAGCCUGCCUUCUACCGCGACGCAUCUCAGCGGCAACAUGUACUGCACCGGUGACUCGCAUGUGUGGCCCACCGAUCGCACGUUUCCUUCGUACAAGUCUCUCCUCUUGACACUCAAGACAGAGCACUACGGUCUAGAAGACAUCGUUGGUCACUGCGCUUUACCCGCGACGCUAUCAGCGAGCUUCCCGUGCCUUGUCAGCCUAACGAUGGACCUCAGGUUCCGCCUUCGCGACACCUCCGGGUUUUGGAAUGGAUGCCACUUCCCCGCACUCCGGAGCUUCACCCUCAUCCGACUACCGAUGGCCCUCGAGGAUGGCCGUGCGCUGGCUUCUCUGCUCUCGCGUCACGCAAGCACACUUCGUGAAAUAUCUUUCACUGAGGUGUCUCUACCUCCAGAGGCCGCACCCUUGUUCGCACGCGUCCCGUGCAAGCCCGAGCGUGUGUGCGCCUGCAUCCACAUGGCUAUCAUCCUCGGACAGUCGCCGACACUGUGUUCUGCGCUGCAAACUCUCCACAUCAUCUCUUGUUUCCAUGGCAUGAGGGGUAUCGAAUCGGUUGAAGUCCUGCCUCCUUGCAUGCUGUAUGCUGUUCACACGCUCCACGUCGAUAUGGAUGCGAUCACCGAGGGUGCACUUUCACUGGACGACGUCUCUCGCCUUGUUCCAAAGAUACGCACCGUGACUGUCCAUUUCAGACUCACUGAUUCGCACAAAGCAGCACAAGCUUUGCAACAUUUCAAAGACCAGAAAACCUUCCUCUGGAACUGCGCCGUGCUAGAGAAGAUAAUCUUGCUGCCCGUCGAAGAGGAAUCCUCGACCUUUGUUCUUGUACGGUCCCCGAAGUACGGCCCCGUCAAACUACGGAAAAUUUAA